ACGAGACGUCAGUAUAUUCGCUUCCCGCGACCAUCUCUUUCUCUCCCUCCCUCCCUGUCUAAGCGAGUCUGCGUUCAGCUGAUCCUCCUGUCAAAAGGAGCCAGAGCCACCUUUCCUGGGCUGGCGGAGGCGUUGAGGGGAGAAGGGAAGCAGCUCCCUCACCACAAGAUGGAGGCUUCGUGAUCCGCGGCGACUCCCACACGGUUCUCUGCCCGUUCUUCUCGUUCUGCCUCUGACAAAAGAAAAAUGGCGUUUAGUAAAGGUUAUCGUAUCUAUCAUAAACUGGACCCACCACCAUUCAGUGUGAUAGUAGAAGCCAGAACCAAGGAAGAAUGCCUCAUGUUUGAGUCUGGCGCUGUGGCUGUUCUCUCAUCUGCAGAGAAAGAUGCAAUCAAGCACCUGUACUCCAAGGUAAUGGAUGCAUAUGGACUUCUCGGUGUAUUAAGAUUAAAUCUUGGAGACACAUUGCUACAUUAUCUAGUACUUGUCACGGGAUGUAUGUCUGUAGGAAAGAUUCAAGAAUCUGAAGUUUUUCGUGUUACUUCCACUGAUUUAAUAUCAUUGCGAACUGACCCAUCAGAUGAAGAACGAAUCUCCGAAGUGCGCAAAGUUUUGAAUUCAGGAAACUUUUAUUUUGCAUGGUCUUCUGCUGGGGUCAGUUUAGAUCUUAGUCUAAAUGCCCACCGUAGCAUGCAAGAACAAAGCACUGAUAACAGGUUCUUCUGGAACCAAUCUUUGCACUUGCAUCUUAAACAUUAUGGAGUGAACUGUGAUGACUGGUUGUUGCGUCUCAUGUGUGGAGGAGUAGAGAUUAGAACAAUUUAUGCAGCUCACAAACAGGCGAAGGCUUGUAUUAUUUCACGACUAAGCUGCGAACGAGCUGGGACCAGAUUUAAUGUUCGAGGAACAAAUGAUGAUGGCCAUGUGGCUAAUUUUGUUGAAACUGAACAGGUGAUAUUCCUAGAUGAAUGUGUGUCGUCAUUUAUACAAAUCCGUGGAUCUGUUCCUUUAUUUUGGGAGCAACCAGGUUUACAAGUUGGAUCUCAUCGUGUCAGAAUGUCAAGAGGAUUUGAAGCAAACGCACCAGCCUUUGACAGACAUUUUCGUACCCUUAAAAAUAUAUAUGGCAAGCAAAUAAUUGUGAAUCUUCUUGGGUCAAAAGAAGGAGAGCAUAUGCUUAGUAAAGCCUUUCAGAGCCAUUUGAAAGCAUCUGAACAUGCUGAUGACAUCAAAAUGGUGAACUUUGACUAUCAUCAAAUGGUCAAAGGUGGAAAGGCAGAAAAGCUACACAGCAUUCUUAAACCACAGAUCCAGAAAUUCUUAGAAUGUGGAUUUUUUUACUUUGAUGGAAAGGAAGUUCAGAGAUCUCAAAGUGGUACUAUAAGAACAAACUGCUUGGACUGUCUGGAUAGAACAAACAGUGUACAGGCUUUUGUUGGCUUAGAGAUGCUAACAAAACAACUGGAAGUUUUAGGAUUAGCUGAAAAACCUCAGUUGGUUACUCGAUUCCAGGAAGUGUUUCGGUCUAUGUGGUCUGUUAAUGGUGAUUCAGUCAGUAAAAUAUAUGCUGGAACUGGAGCUCUUGAAGGAAAAGCAAAGGCUGGGAAGCUGAAGGAUGGUGCACGUUCUGUGACCAGAACAAUUCAAAAUAACUUUUUUGAUAGCUCAAAGCAGGAAGCUAUUGACGUUUUGUUGUUGGGAAAUACCCUAAAUAGUGAUUUAGCAGACAAAGCACGGGCUCUCUUAACCACCGGCAGUUUACGUGUUUCAGAACAGGCAUUGCAAUCAGCAUCAGCAAAAAUACUGAAGAACAUGUGUGAGAAUUUUUAUAAGUACUCAAAGCCCAAAAAAAUUCGAAUUUGUGUUGGAACAUGGAACGUCAAUGGUGGAAAGCAGUUUCGAAGCAUUGCCUUUAGAAACCAAACCCUCACUGACUGGCUUUUAGAUGCACCAAAAGUGGCUGGCAUCAGUGAAUUCCAAGAUCGAAGGAGCAAGCCAAUUGACAUCUUUGUUAUAGGAUUUGAAGAAAUGGUAGAGUUAAAUGCAGGAAAUAUUGUGAGUGCAAGUACAACCAAUCAAAAGUUAUGGGCUGCUGAAUUGCAGAAGACUAUCUCAAGAGAUUACAAAUAUGUUCUGCUGGCUUCAGAGCAGUUGGUGGGUGUUUGCCUCUUUGUAUUCAUCAGACCUCAACAUGCACCAUUUAUCAGGGAUGUUGCAGUUGAUACUGUAAAGACUGGCAUGGGAGGAGCUACUGGUAAUAAAGGUGCAGUAGCAAUUCGAAUGUUGUUUCAUACCUCCAGUCUUUGCUUCGUGUGCAGUCACUUCGCUGCAGGACAGUCGCAAGUCAAAGAGAGAAAUGAAGAUUUCAUGGAAAUAUGUCGAAAACUGAGCUUCCCAAUGGGAAGAAUGCUUUUUUCCCAUGACUAUGUAUUCUGGUGUGGCGAUUUCAAUUACCGUGUAGAUCUUCCUAAUGAGGAAGUUAAAGAACUGAUUCGGCAGCAGAAUUGGGAUGCUCUUAUUGCAGGAGAUCAGCUCAUUAAUCAGAAAAAUGCUGGCCAGAUAUUUAGAGGCUUUUUAGAGGGAAAAAUAGCCUUUGCUCCAACAUACAAAUAUGACUUGUUUUCGGAUGAUUAUGAUACCAGUGAAAAAUGUCGUACACCAGCCUGGACAGAUCGCGUACUAUGGAGGAGAAGAAAAUGGCCUUUUGACCGAUCAGCGGAAGACAUGGAUCUUCUGAAUUCCAGUUUUCAUGAUGAAAGUAAACUUCUUUACACCUGGAAUCCUGGAACUUUGUUGUAUUAUGGAAGGGCAGAGCUGAAAACAUCUGAUCAUAGGCCCGUUGUUGCACUGGUUGAUAUAGAUAUCUUUGAAGUUGAUGCAGAAGAGAGGCACAACAUUUACAAGGAAGUAAUUGCAGUGCAGGGACCACCUGAUGGUACUAUAAUGAUCUCCAUCAAAGGGUCUUCAUCUGAAGAGAACUAUUUUGAAGACAACUUGAUUGAUGAACUUCUUCAAAAGUUUGCAACUUACGGUGAAGUUAUACUCAUAAGAUUUGUAGAAGACAAAAUGUGGGUGACGUUUUUGGAAGGGAGCUCUGCUUUGAAUGUCCUGAAUUUGAAUGGUAUUGAGCUCCUUGGGAAAACGAUCAACAUUAAUUUGAAAAGCCCAGAUUGGAUUAAGAGCUUGGAAGAAGAGAUUAGUCUGGAGAGAGUUAAUUUUGGAUUGCCUUCAUCAACAAGUUCCACUUUGCUUUGUGAAGAUGCUGAGGUUUCUGCAGACUACGAUAUGGAAGGUGAUAUUGAUGAUUAUAGUGCUGAAGUAGAAGAAAUUCUUCCUCAGCACCUACAGCUAGCUACAGGUUCUGGUCUCGGAGCCUCACCUGGCUCUUCACCUCGUUCAAGCCCCUGCCAAUCACCUACACUGUCAGAUGGGCCACCUCCAGCUCUUCCAUCAAGACCAAGCAGAGCACCUAACAAGACUCCUGGACCACCUUUAUCUUCUCAAGGUUCUCCAGUAGAUUUUCAACCAAUUAUUCAACAAAGAGAGUCUAUUCAAAGCUUGGAACCUAAACGCCCACCUCCACCUCGCCCAGGAGUGCCUCCUGCUCGUCCUGCUCCACCACAGAGACCCCCUCCACCAUCAGGACUUGGUGCUCCUCCCAGCCCUGUUGUACCUAGGAGAGAAGAAGUUCAUAGUCAGUCACCACCUCCAACUGGACCAACAAGCAUAGGAACAUCUGGAUACAGUACAUGUCGACCGACAAUUCCUCCCCGAGUUGGAGUCAUUAGUGCACCACUAAGCCAAGUCCGUCCUCAGAUGGGAAGGCACACACCUGAACUCCAGGCCAAGCCAGCAGAACCACCAAGAGGAUCCCCUAUGCUUCCUGAACCACUUAAACCACAGGCUGCAGUUCCUGUUCCCACCUCUCAGCCUUCCUCAGUCCUAAAGAUGCAGGAACCUCUUAUACCUAUGACAGCAGCAUCUCAAACCACAUCUCCACAAAAUCUGGAAGCACCACCGCAGCCUCCCCCUCGUAGCAAAUCAUCCCAAAGCUUGCCUUCUGAAUCCAAUCCUUCACAGAAACAAAUUAAAACAAAUGGAGUUCUUGCCAUUCAGCUUGAAACACAGCUAAACAAUGAUCCUUUUGAAGAUCUGUCCCUUCAGCUACUUUCUGCAUCCAGAAUUCAGUCAUCAGUCCGAAUGUCACCAACUGUACCUUUAAACCAAAAGGAGCUGACAAAGUUGCCUUCUGCAACAGACAAUUUUAAUACUUUGAGUAACAUAAAUUGCAUGCCAGCAAUGCCACUUAUUUCAACAUAUAGUAAACCUGAAGAACAUACACAUAAUUCUCCAAAUCCAUUUGCUAUCAGACUAAACAGCACAAAUCCAUUCACUGAAAAGACUAUUAGUGCUGGAAAUCCAUUUAGAACAGAAACCCAAGAAUCUGAAGCAGCUUCACAUUGUUCAACAGAAGGACCUGCUGCUUAUUCUUCUCCACUUCUAAAGUCUCCCAGUCAUCAUAAAGACAAGGCAACAUUUUAUGUUAGUACAUUUAAAGAUGAUUUUUAUUUGCAGACUGCAUCUUCUAUAGCUAACGACGGAAAACCAAAAGGAUGGGUAACAUUUGAAGAAGAGGAUUUUGUGUUAAAGUCACAGAACAAUUCCACUGAAUUAAAAAGAGCUAGUUCCCUGCAUGCAUCGUUUUUUCCAAGUUCCCUGGGCACUGGACAAAAUAACUUUGGCUCAGACUCUACCAUUUACAAUGCCCGGAACAGAAGCUCUGAUUCUCUCCAGCCACUACCAGCAAGAUCCCCACCUGCACCUCCUGUAUCAUCCAGGUCCGCCAGCACCAAAUCAGCUACUGACCCUUUUAUUUCCCUAGCACCUAAACUUUUUUCAACUCAAGAUUUUACGGAAAGAUAAAUUCUUUAAAACUGGAUGUUAAGUUAUUUGAUAAGAGUAUCCAGUAGAAUUGGGCAUUGAUGUAAUUCUCUGUGUGCAAUAAUUUUGUCAGAUGCACUGAACCUUAAAUAUUAAUUCACUAUGUACAAACUAAGAUACGUGCGUAUAUAUAGUAAUGCACAAAGGUAGUUCCACAAUAUAUCUCAUUAUGUCACUUCUAAUAGGGCACAAUGCAGGGAUUGUUAUGUACAUUUAAAUUCUAUUGUAAUCAGUAAUACUCAGUACAAAAUUAUGUGUUCUCUGCUGUUGAUUUACGAUACAACAUGCACAAAUUGUUUUUGCUGGACAAUGCACAUAGUUCUUAAAAUUUUCUGAUUCUUAUUUAAGACUUUAAAUGCUAUUUUAAAUAUCCUCCUGGCUGGUAGAACCUAGAACCAGUAUCUGAUAACUGGUAUAUUUAUAAGUAUUUACCAAAGAACUGCCAAAGUUUAAUUAAAAUACUGACUGUUCAAGGGUAAUGUUGGGAAAUAAGUUGUAUACCAGAGGUUUAUGAAGAUUUGUAAAGGUAAAUUCCACAUAAGAGUCAAAAGAGACAUUUUUAAAGUAAACGGCAUAUAGUAAUAUAUUUUACCUGCCACUGCACAUGUAUUAUUAUGCACAAAUGGAAAAUUGUGUGGUUUGAUUUAAAAACCAGUUUCAUUAUAUAUAUUUUUUGCUUUGGCCAUUGCUCAUAUUCAAGAAUUAUCCUGCUUUAACUUCUCAGAAAAAUGAAUAUUUGCUUUUAAACCUAAAGGGCAGAAACUCAUAAUUGAAGAAAACUUCAUAGUCACAUGUAAAGACCUGGGUGAAAAAGUAAUCAGAUAUGUGGUCCAUGUAUUUCAAUAUCUAUAUAUUUUACUUCCUCCCUUGCUAUAUAUAGAUGCGGUGUCUCAAAUUUGGCUUCAACAGAACAAAUACCAUUUGUGUACUGUUCUGUUAAGCUUUUUAGAUGUCAGUGCCAUGUGAUGAUUAUGGAAGCAAAUUCUGUCAGUCUCUGCACAACGCUUUGUAAACUUGCAAUUGAUCCUGCCUCAUGGUUUUACAACUGGCAUUUAAAUGUAGUGUUCUGGUGUCAUGAAGGAAACUCGUUUCCCCCACACGCACCCCAACAAUACUUUGUUAGGGAAGAUAUAGACCCCAUUAUUCAUGUUGUCACAGCUAUUUAUAUUACUUACUUUUUCAACUUUAUGAAUCUUUUUUGAGAAGGGCCUCACCAAAUAUGUCUAUUGUUAUUGCCCUCUUAGCAAUCUGCUCUUAUGUUGACUAUAUUAGCAAAAAAAUUUCCUUUUACAGCAUCCAAGUAAAGCACAGCAUUCCAUGGAGCAUCAAAAAUAAAAUUGUUACUACAUUCUUUAAUAUUACCCCAGCAUAUUUAUAUAAAUCAUCACAUCUAAUAGUGCACAAACAUUAAUUGCAGUUCAUUCGCAAAUAAACACAGUAACUUCUAUAUUGUGCUUUUAAAAGUACUUGUACAUUUUGAAACAGCAGUGGUACUAUAACCUUUUGUGCUUCAGUAUAUGGCUUAACUAGUUAAAAUUCUAAUGAUUAACAUCUAUGUGAUUGUGCUUUGGUAUAAUCUGAUGUUAGCAAAGCAAUUGUGUUCUGGAAAGUUAGUGCAAAUUACAGUUCAGUGAUAUGUGGUCUUUGUUUAAAUAUCUAAUUUCAAUUAUUACAAUUUUCUAUAAUGUAUUUAAAAUGCAGGCCCCAGCAUCUUUACUGGAUUACAAAAUCGGACAGCAAAGUACCACAAAAUUUGCAAUGAAGCAUCUACAAACAUAGGAUAAAUAAAUAACAUGUGUAUUGCUAAAGAUAAUAGUAGAGAGUAAAAAUUACCAACUAUGUAAAAAUGCUAUAUAUUUUCAUGGAGUGUGUUCUCUGUGGCAAAUUGCUUUGUUAAUGUGUAACAAAUUGUUGCUUGUGGUACACAAUAUUUUACUAUAUCCAUUACAAAGCAGUAUUAACUUCAUGGUCCAUACAUAUCCUGUGAAACGUGAUGUUGCAUAAAUGAAAUAAAUAUACCCAACUUUCAGA
Molecule: messenger RNA, 6972 nt
Organism: Elgaria multicarinata webbii
Lineage: Eukaryota; Metazoa; Chordata; Lepidosauria; Squamata; Anguidae
Gene: SYNJ1
Product: synaptojanin 1
Exons: 30
Coding region: 247-4923 (1558 amino acids)
Biological process (GO): synaptic vesicle endocytosis; phosphatidylinositol dephosphorylation
Cellular component (GO): perinuclear region of cytoplasm; presynapse
Molecular function (GO): SH3 domain binding; phosphatidylinositol-4,5-bisphosphate 5-phosphatase activity; RNA binding
Source: RefSeq, a predicted model, not a curated record